This is a messenger RNA of Carassius gibelio (silver crucian carp), 3281 nucleotides long. Its product is annotated as gastrula zinc finger protein XlCGF8.2DB. The coding region runs from base 139 to 1272 and encodes 377 amino acids. NCBI's taxonomy places the organism in Eukaryota, Metazoa, Chordata, Actinopteri, Cypriniformes, Cyprinidae. The transcript has 3 exons. The record is from RefSeq and is a predicted model, not a curated record.
CUUGUCAUUGGCGUUUGAACUUUUAUUUUGGAGGGGUGCUGUGACGUCAUAAGGCUGUGCUUCGCUCCUCCGUCUGUGAUUCGGCUGAAAGUUUCCCAGGUGAAGAACCUUAGAUCCAUGUGAUACACGAUUAUCAAGAUGAUGUUUAUUAAAGAGGAGAGUGAAGACUUCAGGAUUGAAGAAGUAUUCAGUCUGAAACAAGAAGAGACUGGGGAACAAACAGACCUGAUUGAGGAGAGUCAAGAGCUGAAUGAUUUGGAAAAGAAAAAGCAGAAUGAGAAAGAUCAUGAUUUAAAAAUUGGGAAAAAGAUGGAAUCUAACAGUUUUUUAAUCUGCAGUCUUUGUGGAAAGAGUUUCAAUCGAAAACAGAACCUUGCGCUCCACAUGAGAGUUCACACUGGAGAGAGACAUUUUAUCUGUAAACAGUGUGGAAAGAGUUUCACUCAAAGUGGAAACCUUAAAAUUCACAUGAGAAUUCACACCGGAGAAAAGCCUUAUAAUUGCUCUCAGUGUGGACAGAGAUUUACAAAUAAAGGCAACUUAAUUUACCACAUGAGAACUCACAGUGAAGAGAGCUUGUUCACCUGCCCACAGUGUGGGAAGAAUUUCCCUCAAAAACAAAACCUGAAAGUCCACAUGAGGAUUCACACUGGAGAGAAGCCUUACAUUUGCACUCAGUGUGGAAAGGGUUUUACUCAUAAAGGCAACCUUAGUUCCCACAUGAGUACUCACACUGGAGAGAAGCCUUAUACUUGCUCUCAGUGUGGACAGAAAUUUUCACAUAAAUGCAACCUUAAUUCCCACAUGAGCACUCACACUGGAGAGAAGCCUUACACUUGCAUUCAGUGUGGAAAGAGUUUUGCUCAUAAACCCAGUCUUAAUAAACACAUGCUAAGUCACACAGGAGAGAAGCGGUUCGCAUGUGCUCAAUGUGGAAAGAGUUUUGCUCAUAAACACACUCAUAAUAACCACGUGAGAAGUCACACAGGAGAGAAGCGGUUUGCAUGUGAUCAAUGUGGAAAGCGCUUCACAACAGAACUAAGCCGUAGAUACCACAUGACCAUUCACACCGGAGAGAAACGGUUCUUAUGUGGUCAAUGUGGAAGGAGUUUCACGCAUAAAGUAAGCCUGAAAUACCACACAAGGACUCACUCAGGAGAAAAAUGUUUUAUAUGUCAUCUGUGUGGAAAGAGUUUUAGUCUUGAAUGUGGUCUGAAAAAUCAUAUGAGAGAUCACGCUGAAGAGAAUUCCUUCACCUGCAAACCUGACUGAACGUUCAUUGCUGCUGAGUGUGAACCAAAUCUGAUUGUACACCUUUUAUUUUCAACAUUCACCUCUAUCUACAUUAUCCACCUAUGUUAUCUUGAGGCUACAUCUGACCAUCUCCUUUGCUGUAGUUUCAAGUAAUAAGCAUUUAUAUUUACAUUAAGUCCAAAUGAACUUAGAAAUUGUAAGCAACAUUUAUUUAAAUAAAAAAUUCAAUAAAAAAGGAAUAUUGAACAAGUGUGUGUAUACAGUGGGGCUUGAAAGUUUGGGCACCCUUUGCAGAAUCUGUGAAAAUGAGUAAUUUUCAAAAAAUAAGAGAGAUCAUACUAAAUGCAUGUUAUUUUUUUAUUUAGUACUGUCCUGAGUAAGAUAUUGUACAUAAAAGAUAUUAACAUUUAGUCCACAUAACCCCACUCAAAAGUUUGGGAACCCUUGGUUCUUAAUACUCUGUGUGGUCACCUGAUGAUCCUCGACUGUCUUUCCGUUUUGUGAUGGUUGUGCAUGAGUCCCUUGUUUCUUCUGAACAGUUAAACUGAGCUGCGUUCUUCAGAAAAAUCCUGAAGGUCCUGCAGAUUCUUCAGUUUUCCAGCAUCUUUGCAUAUUUGAACCCUUUCAAGCAGUGAGUUUAUGAUUUUGAGAUUCAUCUUUUCAGACUGAGGACUUUUGAGGGACUCAAACAUAACUAUUUAAAAAGAUUCAAGAAUUCACUGAUGCUCCAGAAGGAAACAAGAUGCAUUAGGAGUUGGGGGUUGAAAACUUCUGAACACGAUGAAGGUGGCCAAAUUUGUCUUAUUUGGUUGAAAUAUAAUUUUUUUUUCCAUUUAGUUCUGCCCUUCGUUAGCAACAAAAGAUACUUGUAUGUUUCCCCCCAGCUCUUACUUAACGUUUGAGGAGAAGUUCUACAGAAGGAGGCUCCAGCACUAGUGAUGGGAAGUUCGGAUCAUUUUACCAACUCAGACUUUUGAGUCUCGUUCAGCAAAAUGAACAAAUCUUUUUUUCGAGUCAUUUCGUUCAUUUUAGCAAAAUCCCAGCCAACAUGUCCAUGUGGGCCCCACAUGGGAUUUAUCUGGGCUAUGUGGGUUUCAACUGGACAUGGGCUCAGAGUGGGCACUUUGAUGGGCUGAAUGUGGGCCCCAGCUUGGGUACAAUUGUGGGCCCCAGUUAGGCUGCCCAUUAUUGUUUAUUUGUGGGUCCCAGAUGGGCCACAUUUGGGCUAUAUUAGGAUAUAUUUAUAGUUACAUUAUUUAUUUAUUUUUAUUUUGCUAAUUAUUUAUUUUUAUGCAGUUAUGUGUAGCUAAAAAAGCUAACAAUUAAAUUGAUUUAAUUGUAUGCCUUUUAUGUUUUAUAUCAUUUAGGGUAAUAUCAUAAUGUAACAAUCCAAGAUUUUAUUUUAUUUAUAAGUAUCUCAAAGUUUUUUUAUCUUCUUAUAAUCUAAAAGCACCUGUGUUAUGCAUCAAUGAGUCUUGCGAUGAUUGGUGAUGGCAAGUGCACUUCGUCUUGGCGCAAUAAUAUCUUCACUCGUGAAAAAUCCUGUCACGGACCCCCGCUCCCUCUAGUGAAGAUAUUACUGCGCCAAGACGAAGUGCUUACAAGCACUUGCCAUGGUAUUCCGCCACACAAUAUAGUUAUCCAUUUUACAUGCUUAGAAAAGCGCAACGUUUUGUUUUGUGUUACCGUCCUAGAUCGAGUUACACUACGCGAGUAACUGUAUUUAAAUUGGGAAAACGUGGAGGUGUUUGGUAGCUUCUCUGCUUGGCCCAUAUUGAAUGAAUGGGCUAAGCUAAGUGCUUUCAAAGUGUCACCGCGCGCCAAAGCGAUUGAGUGCACGCACUGAGACUAGAGAGGUAUGUAUCAACUCGUCUUAGUUAAGGGAAAAACAUAGUUUAAUAUGAAAACACGUUGGAGUAUCCCUUUAAUACCUUUAUAAUGUAUUAUAAAUAUGGGCUUAAUAGAAAGUGUUACCAUGUUUUUAUCCUGUUUUAUUUUGUUUUACCAAAUAAAAAAUGUGUUUUAGA